AUGUACCUGGCUAAAAGAGACAACCAGGAGAAGAUGAUCUACUAUCUCCUGUUGGACAGGAAGGAGCGUUACCCCAGUUACGAGGAUGAAGAUCUGCCGCCCCGAAAUGACUACUGCGCAUUCGUCUCCCUUCUGUUCAUCCUCAUCUCCAUCUCCACCUUCUGCAUGGAGACGCACGAGGCCUUCAACACCAUCUACAACAAGACGGAGAACGUGACAGAGGGAAGCGUGACGCGCGAGGUGAUCGUCUACGAGGUGGUGACCGACAGCUGGCUUACGUACGUGGAGGGCAUGUGCGUCGUCUGGUUCACCAUUGAGGUGAUGGCACGCGUGGUCUUCUGCCCGGAUAAGGUCGAGUUCUUCAGGAACACCCUCAACAUCAUCGACUUCAUUGCCAUUAUGCCCUUCUACCUGGAGGUGGGGCUGAGCGGCCUGUCCUCCAAAGCCGCCAAGGACGUGUUGGGCUUCCUGCGCGUGGUCCGCUUUGUUCGCAUCCUGCGUAUCUUCAAGCUGACCCGCCACUUCGUGGGACUUCGCGUCCUGGGCCACACGCUCCGCGCCAGCACCAAUGAGUUCCUCCUGCUCAUCAUCUUCCUUGCUCUCGGAGUGCUCAUCUUCGCAACCAUGAUCUACUAUGCCGAGCGCAUCGGCGCAGACCCCGACGACCCUACGGCUGCCAAACACACAAACGUCAAGAACAUCCCCAUUGGCUUCUGGUGGGCUGUGGUCACCAUGACCACUCUGGGCUACGGGGACAUGUUCCCCGAGACGUGGUCGGGGAUGCUGGUGGGCGCGCUGUGCGCCCUGGCGGGGGUGUUGACCAUCGCCAUGCCUGUGCCCGUCAUUGUCAACAACUUUGGCAUGUACUACUCAUUGGCCAUGGCUAAGCAGAAGCUGCCCAAGAAAAAGGGCAAGCACAUCCCCCGGCCCACCAUGCCAGGCUCGCCCAGCUACUGCAAGCCCGACGCCCUCGCCCUGGCCACUGCCUCGCCCCAUAGGAUCCUGGGUAAUGUACUCGGCGAGGUGAUCUGGUCCGGAGGCCUUGACUGCCCCCUCGCUCAAGAGGAGAUCACAGAGAUCAACCGAGGUGAAACAUUUCUAUUUUUAAUCCUCAGCCCCCUAUUUUAAGACACAGACUGCAAGUUAACAAAAUUGCUUCGACCUUGACUCAUAAGAUUGGUAUGAGUUUGUAAACACAACAUGGAGCUUCGCUGAGCAUCUGGGCACACCACCACUGGUCUCCAACAAGGGCGUAGAACUGAAAUUAACCCGGCAAAAUAUUAUAUUUUUGGCAAAGAUGUUGUCAAAUGGUACAGUUUAGUGUCAAUAGAUAUCCAUUCAAUCAA
This is a messenger RNA of Oncorhynchus gorbuscha (pink salmon), 1346 nucleotides long. RefSeq names its product potassium voltage-gated channel subfamily C member 1-like. The record is from RefSeq and is a predicted model, not a curated record. Gene Ontology annotation, molecular function: delayed rectifier potassium channel activity. The transcript is spliced from 3 exons. NCBI's taxonomy places the organism in Eukaryota, Metazoa, Chordata, Actinopteri, Salmoniformes, Salmonidae. Gene Ontology annotation, cellular component: axon; dendrite membrane; neuronal cell body membrane. Gene Ontology annotation, biological process: potassium ion transmembrane transport. The coding region runs from base 1 to 1128 and encodes 375 amino acids.